Molecule: messenger RNA, 708 nt
Organism: Plasmodium falciparum 3D7
Lineage: Eukaryota; Apicomplexa; Aconoidasida; Haemosporida; Plasmodiidae
Product: putative protein P22
Source: RefSeq, a predicted model, not a curated record
AUGAAGGGUAAAGGUAGUUUUUUUUUUUGUUGGAUUUUCUUAAUUUCGUUUCUAUAUUUAAUAAAUGUAAUAGUAUGUAAACAAACUAUUCUUAAGUUAUCAUAUCAAAUCAAUUCUUUUAAUUCUGAUGCCAAAAAAAAGGAAUGGACUAAUAUAGGGUCCUUUAUUUUAAACAGUAUCAAAAUAUAUGAUAUAUCGAAUACUUAUGUUGAAGAGAAAAGGAAAUUUCUUGAAAAAAUGAAAAAUGUUGAAUUACAUUUUGAUUACGUUUUAUUUCAAUUAUGUUAUGAUGAAAGUAAAUGUUUAGAAACCUAUGUUAAUAAAGAAAACAUAAAAAAUAUAAAUAAUUUUGUGUUUUUAUUAGGAUUAGAUAAUAAUUAUACACCUUUUAUAUUAAAUUAUAAAAUAUAUAAUCAUGAAGAACUAUACAAUCAAAAGAUAAAUAAAUAUAAUAAUGAAAUAAUAUAUUCAAAUCUUUUUAUUAUUAAAUUCCCUACAGUAUCAACACCCAUAAAUAUAAAUAAUAUAACAACAGAAGAUAUUCAUAUGAAACCUAAAACACAAAAAAAUGAAAAAAUUAAUGAUCAAAAUCAACCUAAAUCAUUCUUACGUAAAUAUUGGUUUAUUAUACUUAUAUUCUUCUUAUCUUUUUCAUUUUCUAAACACUUGACAGAAAAUGAACCCCAGCCACCAGAUAACACAUCAUGA